GGGUCCGCAGUAUUCUUAUUUUAAAAGUUAUAUUCCUGGUUCAGAAAAGGUGUAAGCGUUUACGAACGAGCGAAAGGUUAAUUUUCGAUAAUAUUCGUUUUUGUUUUUUUACUACAAAUCGUUUUAACCAGUGUCAGAGCUAGCGUUUCCUUCUUCAAAAUGUCAUUUCAAAGGCCAUUUCUAGUUUCCAUGAAGCGACCCGAUUCCCAACAAGCGUGGGGGUUCCGGGUCGUGGGAGGAAGAAAUCAAGAUCAUCCUGUGAUGAUACUCAAGGUAGUUCCAGCUAGUAUAGCUGAGCAAGCAGGAUUGUAUAAGGGCGAUGAAGUGAUACAGGUGGGACGUGACAAUGUUCAAGAUAUGACACAUGACGAAGUCCAGGAUGUUAUCCGGAAAUGUGGAAACCGAUUAGAAAUGGUCGUAGUAAGGAUUGAGAACAAACCAAGUACUCCAGGUCCGCUUUCUUCUCCUGUGAUCCAGAGAUCUGUGGUACUACAGGCCUUGCUAGAAGAGGAAUCAAAAGGAAGGCAUUAUAUGGACAGCCCACAAACUCCCCCAGCACAAAAAAAGCAGCCACCGUCACCUCCCCCUAAGCCAAAACCUCCAAUUCGUGGUCAAAUCUUACAGCCACCACAAGACCCAACAAAGUCUCCAUCUUUCUACUCCUAUAUUUCCGAACAACCUACAAUUACGUCAUCGUCAUGCGCAUCUCAAAGCAUUAUUUAUUCUGAUCAGUACACUCAUCAGGAAAAUAGCAGAACAUCUACCUAUCAGCAACAAAAACAGUAUUACCAAAUGAUACAGCCCCGUUCUCCCGUUAUUACUACUAACGAGUCACAUCAGUGGAAUCCAUUAUCAUCAGCAUUUGAUUACCAUCAACAAAAAAGUGUCACGCAUACAAGUGAUCAAGAAAAGUCUGCGCCACCUGUACCUCCUCGUCUUUCUCAGUCAACAUAUCAGAAAACGAUAACAAGAGAUCAGAUUUCAUACGCAAACUCAACGGAAGCGAGCGUUGAACAUAAGUAUAACCAACCAGUCAUAAGUCUAACUAGUACACGUAAAACACAAUCGUCAUAUCAACACCCAACUAGUAUUCCAGCCUCUAUCCAAGCUUUUCACUCAACUUCUCAGCAACCAACACCUGCACAACCUAGUUAUCAAGAGCCAAACACUGUUACCAAAGUUGAUUAUCAAUCUUACCAGCCACAAACCUCUGCACGUAUUCAACCAGAUUAUCCGAAAACAAACACUCUCUCGGCUACUAAAAAUGUUACUCAGCUAGAAAUACAUGCAUAUGGUCAACCUAAUUAUACACAACCAACUACUACCAAUGUAAACCACACAGCUUAUGAAAAACUAACACAAGUACCCAUAUCCACAGCUACAGUUUUCACUGAAACGAAAGGUAUUCCACCAUCCCCUACAACUGAACGUGUUCAACGGAACUAUCAAGGAAUAGUUCAACAGACCUCGUCUCCAGAACACCUCCAGAGACGACAUUAUUUCUCACAACAAAUUCAAGAACAAAACCGUCCACAAAGUCAAACGUCUAUGACCAGAAUGUCACCCAGUCCAUCUGCAUCACCAUCUUUGUCUCGUAGGUUGAGAACUGCUGAAGGGAUCUGGCCACCCAAGAAUCCUACUUCAAAACAACUACCGAGAAUAGGGUUCCCGUCUGGCUGGACGAAAGAAAGUAGCCAUGGGAAAAAAACGACCUGGCCACCCAUAAAACCUGGAGAAUCUGAUGAUGAAUCUGGUGGUCGUAUUACACCAACCAUCACUCCUCGGUCUGGCGCUAUCGUGCAUGCCUGGAAUCCUCGUCCUUCGACUCCCCCUUGUCGCACUCCUCCAUUUGCUGGAGGAUCUCCCUUGUUGGGGCGUCGGAACAAGGAUAUUGCUUGGCCACCUCGGUUCACCGAAAAGCAAAAUACCAAGAAGUCCACUUCUAAGCCUUUAAGGAAGGCUCAUAGUUUUGAAGAAUACGUUGUUCAACAUGCUAGUGUUACUGUUCCUCCUACAUAUCGUCCACCCCCUCAUGUUGACCAUAUGCAACCUACCAACACAUAGGUUUUCACCAUAAAUGAGGGAGACUACAAGAGACUUUAAUCCCUCAGAAACAACCCUAGAUAUCAAAAUAAAGGUAAUAUCCAAUGUCUAAAAAUUUGAGAAUAAAUGCGAGUGUGGCAUUAGGUUAUAUUUCUAGCAUGAAGUACUUGAUAACUUAGUUUUUAAAUAAUUUUAAUUACUAUAAAAAGUGACGUCGAUAAGCUGUAUUCGAAAUUCGCUUGGUGGAUUGCACCGAGAGAGGGAGAAAUAUAUAUAUGUGGAUAUGCUCUAGUUAGGUUAAAAUACAAUUUAAGUUAAUGAAAUUUGACUUUAAACUGAGAAAUUCUAAUCAUGUAGUAACUUAAAAAGGCAUUAAAGGUAAAUAUGAUGAAUGGCACAUAUAACUCUGACAGGCUAGUACGUAAGAUGUCGUUGUAUAUUAGAUUUUUUCUACCAUAGUGUUCCUGUUUUAUACAAUAAACCUAGAUCACAGUUACGCAAACAUGUAUAUAUGCAUAGAAUAUUUAUUGCGCCUGACUUUUGAUUGGAACUUAAGAUCAACGUUGCUUUGGUGCAUAAUUUAUAUUCAGAAUGUUUUUAGUUUUGUGAUGAAUGAAAGUUUUUCUAUACACAAAUGGGUGAGUAUGCUUAUCCUAUUGUAAAUCCAUGUGCGAGUGCACUAAAUUAUCGUAAUUUUUGUUUCACCUUACUGUUUUUACAAAAGAUAAAUCCGAUGCAUUUACAGUUACAGAGUAAAAAAUUAUGAGUAAAAUAUGAACUUCAUUUCU
This is a messenger RNA of Limulus polyphemus (Atlantic horseshoe crab), 2831 nucleotides long. Its product is annotated as YLP motif-containing protein 1-like. Bases 160 to 2064 code for a protein of 634 amino acids. The transcript is spliced from 8 exons. Gene Ontology annotation, molecular function: actin binding; muscle alpha-actinin binding. The record is from RefSeq and is a predicted model, not a curated record. Gene Ontology annotation, cellular component: filamentous actin; stress fiber; adherens junction. NCBI's taxonomy places the organism in Eukaryota, Metazoa, Arthropoda, Merostomata, Xiphosura, Limulidae. Gene Ontology annotation, biological process: actin cytoskeleton organization; muscle structure development.